AUGCCUAGACAAAGAAGAUCCGCUCCAGCCAGACCAUCCCAGUCCAGAUCUGCCCACACCGCUGCUGCGCCAGCUGCUCCAGCUCACUCGCCAACCUCCAUUUCCCAGCCUCAGCGUAACCAGUCUCAGAGCCCAGGUCUCUUUGGCCAAAUGGCUUCCACCGCCGCUGGUGUCGCUGUUGGCUCGACCGUCGGUCACACUUUGGGUGCUGGAAUCACCUCCAUGUUCGGUGGCUCUUCUGCCCCAGCUGAGGCUCCUCAGCAGGACUUGGCUGCUCAGCAGCAGUACAACAACCAGGAGCAGGGUAGAACCUGUGAUGCUGACGCCAGAACCUUCACCAGAUGUUUGGAGGAGAACAACGGCAACAUGCAAGUGUGUGACUUCUACUUGCAGCAGUUGAGAGCUUGCCAGGAGGCCUCUCGUCGUUACUAA
Messenger RNA from Candidozyma duobushaemuli, 432 nucleotides. RefSeq lists its product as uncharacterized. Lineage: Eukaryota; Fungi; Ascomycota; Pichiomycetes; Serinales; Metschnikowiaceae. The transcript has a single exon. Gene Ontology annotation, biological process: mitochondrion organization. Gene Ontology annotation, cellular component: nucleus; mitochondrion. Bases 1 to 432 code for a protein of 143 amino acids. The record is from RefSeq and is a predicted model, not a curated record.